This is a messenger RNA of Episyrphus balteatus (marmalade hoverfly), 6870 nucleotides long. It is a transcript of the gene babo, whose product is annotated as TGF-beta receptor type-1. Gene Ontology annotation, biological process: cellular response to growth factor stimulus; nervous system development; protein phosphorylation. Gene Ontology annotation, molecular function: activin binding; activin receptor activity, type I; ATP binding. The coding region runs from base 581 to 2482 and encodes 633 amino acids. The transcript has 8 exons. NCBI's taxonomy places the organism in Eukaryota, Metazoa, Arthropoda, Insecta, Diptera, Syrphidae. The record is from RefSeq and is a predicted model, not a curated record. Gene Ontology annotation, cellular component: plasma membrane; activin receptor complex.
UGUCACAAAAAAGAAAAUGGCGAAUUAUUUGGUUGCUGAUGGACGGUUGUUCUUUUUUUCUCAUUAAAAAAAUUGUGUUUUUCUCCAAUUUCAGUGAUUAACAAAAACCAAUUUUAAUUCCAAAAUCUAAUUAAAAACAAACAACAAAAACUUAAAAUUCAAUUAUUAAACAAUAACAAUGUCUUUAUUAUAAGAAAUUUAAACAAAAUCUCACGUGAUAAAUCGCCACAAACAACAUCCCCACAAAAAAAAAAAAAAAAAAAAACAAAAAAUCCUUAUUGGCAGAAUUUUUUAUUUUUGCCAUUUUUAAUUUUUUCUGUUCUCCUGUUCGAUUAUUUUGAUUUUAAUAAAAAAUCAAAUAUUUAACAACUAAAUAAAAUGACUAUAAAUCCAAAUGUGAUUGAAUUCAAAGUAAAAAUACAACAAUUUAUUGAUUGUUUCAAAAAAUAAUCACGAGCAAAGGAAACGUAAUUUGAUUUUUUUCUCUUCUAUCGUGGUUUUGUGUGUCUCCCAAUCACCGCCGUCAUCGUCUCCUUCUUCCUCCACGAUUAGGUUAUUUAGAAAGAAGAGUCGAAUAAAAAUGCAUUCCAAAAGAAUAUCAAAUCAAAGACCAUCAACAUUUGCAAUGGUCAACACUUUGAUUCGUUUGUUUGUUGCUGUUUUUGCUCUCCAACAGCUUCCUAAUGUUUUUGGCUAUCCAAGAUCUACAACAACAACAACAGUUACAGCGACAUCAUCAAAUUCUAGUGAAAUAGUAGCAACUCCUCUGUCUGGAGUUAGUUCCACUAUCAGCAAUAAUUUCACUAUCGGCAGCAGUUACAAAAAUAUAUCGUCAACAACAAUAACAAUACAAACAACAACAACAACAAAUGCCCCCACAAGUUUGGUGGUGGUUAUUCCACCAACAAAAUCGAGUGGUGUUCGUGAGAGAUCAGCUGCAAUAACAAUUGCAACAACAACACCCAAAUCCAGAUACACGGCUGAUAGUAACAAUGGAAGCGAACAACCAAUUCAAACGUUGCCAAUGCUCUCCAGUUAUGGCAAGAAGAAAGAUAGAAUCUUAAAAUGCCACUGCGACAUCUGUAAAGAGAGCAACAAUAUCUGUGAAACUGAUGGACUUUGUUUCACUUCAGUUGAACUCAGCAAAGGAACUGUCACUUUUAGUUACAGCAGGUGCCUUCCAAAAAAAUAUGAUCUAGAAAGAGCACCCAUUGAAUGCCUGUCCAAUAAGGAGAAAGAGAAUGUCUAUAGGAUCAAGUGUUGUGAUACAGACUUCUGCAAUCAGGAUGAAAUUUUUAAAAGGGAAUUCAUUGGUAUAGAAGUUAUUCCUGAACCAACCAUAAGCACAUGGCAAUUAGUGUUUGUGAUUUUUGGAGCUACGCUAUUAGCUUGCCUGUCGAUUUUCUUAACUUGGUGCGUUUAUCAAAAACGAAAACGAUCUGCCAGUGGUCGACCAUUUGCCGUUGAAGACUCUGUUUAUGAUCCAAUAUUAAAUGGAACCACAAUUCAGGAUAUUAUUGAGAUGACAACAUCAGGAUCUGGUUCUGCCGGUCUUCCGCUGCUGGUACAGCGUUCAAUAGCCAGACAAAUUCAACUGCAUUGUGUAAUUGGCAAGGGUCGAUUCGGCGAGGUGUGGCGUGGUCGUUGGCGUGGCGAGAAUGUUGCUGUGAAAAUAUUCUCCAGCCGAGAAGAAUGCUCAUGGUUUCGAGAAGCAGAGAUUUAUCAGACUGUUAUGUUAAGACAUAAAAAUAUUUUAGGAUUUAUUGCUGCCGAUAAUAAAGAUAACGGUACAUGGACUCAACUAUGGUUAGUUACAGAUUACCAUGAGAAUGGUUCCCUUUUCGAUUAUCUAACCUCACACACGGUUGAUACCAAAACUAUGCUUGGCAUGGCCUUAUCCAUAGCCACUGGUCUGGCUCACUUACACAUGGAUAUUGUUGGUACACGCGGCAAGCCUGCCAUUGCUCAUCGUGAUUUAAAAUCAAAGAAUAUUUUGGUUAAAACAAAUUUGACUUGUGCUAUUGGCGAUUUGGGAUUAGCCGUUCGACAUGUUGACAAAGAUGAUUCGGUAGAUAUUCCAUCGAAUCAUCGAGUUGGCACCAAGCGAUACAUGGCACCAGAAGUGCUAGACGAUAGUAUUAAUUCGCAACAUUUCGACUCGUUCAAACGUGCCGAUGUGUAUGCCUUUGGACUGAUACUGUGGGAAGUAGGCAGACGAUGUAAUAUCGGUAUGAUAUAUGAUGAAUAUCAAUUGCCGUAUUAUGAUGUUGUUCAACCAGAUCCCAGCAUCGAUGAAAUGAAAAAAGUUGUUUGUACGGAUAAAAUGCGUCCAAACAUUCCAAAUCGAUGGCAUGCAUCCGAAGUGCUACACAGCAUGGCAAAAGUAAUGAAAGAAUGCUGGUAUCCAAAUCCAGCGGCGCGUCUAACAGCGUUACGAAUUAAGAAAACACUCGCAAAUAUAAGUGCCGAGGAGAAAGUUUAAAACUUUCAUCAUUCAGGUAUAUAAUUUUUUUUAUUAAAAAGAAACAAAACAAAAUGUAAAUGGAUUGUACAUAUAUUAAUAUUAAAAAAAAAAACACAUAAAAUUCUAUUCUUAAGAAAAAAUUGAGAGAGCAUUAUGAAAGAAAGAAAAAAAAAAACAUACAUAUAAUUGUGUAAAAAUUCUACACACACACACACACAUUUAUAAUUAUUAUACAUGAGUGUAAUUUUUAAAAAUUAAUUUAUUUAGAUCUUAAAGAUUUAAAACAAAAAAAAAAUAUUUAUAUACACAAAAAAAAAAAAUAUGCAUAAUUUUAUAAUAAUAUAUUAUAUACAUAGUUUUUAGUUACUUAAGCAGAGUAAACAUAGCAUCCUGAACUAUUUGACUUUUAAGUAGAUUGUAAGUUUUUUUUAAUUUUUAAUUUGAAAUUUAAUUUAAGACCAAAACAUAAAAUAUGAUAAACAAAAAACAAAUUAUCCUUUAUCCUUUGUAAAAAAAAAUAAAUGCAAAAUAUCUUGUAUUUCUUUUUAACAAGAAAUUUAAUAUAAUUCUUUUGUAUCUUGUAUCUACACUAUCCUUUUUUAAUAACUAAUUUUAUAGAAUUUUUUUUAUUUUAAAGAAUUCAAUUUCCCACUCAGGUCUAUGAAGUAAAAAAAAAAAACAAAAAUAUAUAUAACAUAAUAUAAACCUUAUAAUAAUAAUUAAUCCUUUCUUAUUUUGUGUAAAUUUUAAAAAUAUUAUAUAUAAAUUCUUUAAAUUUUACUAUAAACUAUGGGGAAUUACAUGACUCACACAAUAAAAUGAAUGUUAAGCUCAAACUUUGUAGUUAGUGAGACUAUUGAGCUUAGCAUACGAUAAAAACAUAGAUUGGCUUACGGUACAGAAAAAGUUGUCAAAUUUUCAAAGGUCACAUUAGACCAUUAUAAUUCUCAGACAAAACAGAUAAAAUGAUAAAUAUGUAUUUUCAAACUAAAAGGGCACAAUUGAGGAGCGUUUUUUCAAAACUUAACAAAUGUUUUUUUCAAGUUUUUAGAAGAAGGAUUUUUGUUUCCUAUUUGAAUACAAAACCAAAUUUUCAAAAGUAGAAACGAGGAGUUGUUUUUUGUUGCAAAGCUAAUCGAUAGGGUCAACUUUUAUUUUUAGAUUUGUCCUUAUUUUGAAUAUAAAAACAUCGCGUUUUUUCAAAAUGAAACAAAUCCAGAAGUACACUUUUUUUCUACCCAACAAUAUGCAUACUAUACAUAUGUACCAAUGAAUUACUGAAAUCAAUCAAACCAUAUUAAAACUACAAUAGUAAUAUUUGAUUUAAAAAAAAAGAUAAGUCUUUCCAACAACAGGCAAAAACCUGCAAAUUUAAUUCCAUAUAAUUCUAAUUCAAUACGGCAAUGUCUCUAUUCUUAUAUAACGUUAGCAAUUAAAUGCUUAAGCGACUCGCUACGAAUCGACUAUUCUGUGUGCCUAAACAAAAUAUCAAAUCAAGCAAAGAAAAUUGAUUUAUUAAUUGAAAGUGUCGAAGAAUCUAUUUUGGAAAUUCACCAAAUAACUUUUCUCUUGGUAUACCAAUGAAUUCGAGUAGGAACUGUCACGAAAAGAAUUUUUUCAGAAUGAAUGUUUAAGACAUUUUCUUAGAAAGUGUCCUUAGUGAAAAUAGCAUUAAUGAAACACAGAAUAAAACUUACCUAUACUCAUAUCAUUCCAUUAUUAUUGUUAUAUUUUUCAUUAUUUAACCAUAAAUACCAAAAAAUAAAAACAAAAAAACACACACUGCCAUCUGUCAACAUCUUAUAGUCUUGCCUGACUAAAAAAAAAAAAAAACAAAAAACAUAAAACAUAGAAAACAAAAAAAAACUAAAACAAAACAAAAAAAUAAAAACGGAAACUGCAUCAACAUUAUUCAAGACUUCAUUUCAAUAAAAGACUGAAAAAUUCCUCUUUUUAUUUUUUUCGAUUGUUUAACUAACUAUUAUUUUUAUUGUUUGUUUGUUUUUAGUUUGAACUGUUGAAUUAUUUUAGUUCUUAGCCAUUUGUUUAUUCUAUAAAAAAAUAUUCUUGUCAUUUUAAGUUCUAUGUAGUAUUUCAUUAAUAAGUUCAUACAAAAGUUACAAUGAAAGGAAAAUUUUAGAUAAAUGUAUAUUAAAGCCAUUUGAAAUAGAUUUCUUUUUUUUCCUUUAAAUAUGUAACAUUUUUAACUUUAAUUUUUAUUAAGAUAAUUAAAACAAAAAAACAUCCAAUUACCUCAUCUUCAACAUGCUCGCAUUUCAUACUCAUUCAUUUCACUAUUCAUGUAUUCUCAUUUGCAAUUUUUUUUUUUUUUGUUUAAAAAGUUUUGAGUUUAUUUUCUUUGACUGAAUAACUGUGUCUCAUAAUGCUUCAUUGGGCCAAGAUAGAAUACCUAUAUUGAAAAAUAAAAACCAAACAUUUUGAUAUCAUAACAAAACACUUGUAGACUUGUAAAUUAUUUCAAAUAUUUUAAAUCUUGAAUUCAGUGGUUUUGUAAAUUAAAUAAUGUUGAAAUGAAAUGAAAUCCACAUACGACAUAUAAGUUGUUUUACCUAGGUUUCAACGAAAACCAGAGUCUAGAUAACGUUAAUAAUCUGUACCAACUGCCUUUCUACUCAUGUUAUGAACUUUUUUAAAUGCACUGUGUGCACCAAGAACGUAUUUAAUAGCGCGAGUCGAAAGUUGUACUGAAAUCGAACAAUUUGGGAAACACUUGUAGAAGUAUUUCUUUUAUAAAACUUGAACUAUCGCUUUGUUAUGCAGUCAAAUAAUGUGCCAACAUCAUUUUUAAAACAAUAAAUCGCUUAUAAAAGCCCCAAAAAAAUUGAUUCGCCAACAUUUUUCUAGCCAUUCUCAGGUCAUGAUACGCCUAAAUCUAUGUCUAUCCAUAGAGUCGACUUAAUUUUUUUUUUUGUUCCCUCAGACUUGGGUUGAUUCUUCAAAAAGGUCGUAAAAAAUGAAACGAUUCUCUUUAUUUUUUAAUCUGCAUAAAACUAGAGGACAUAUCGUUGCCCGUUCGGUAGUAUUGGAACCCUUAAGAGGAAAUUGUUUCCAAGAAAUCACUAAACUUAGCUAUACGAGACACUUUAAAGUAAGCUGCAAUAACGAUCUCCACCAUGACAGAGAUGGAUUGGAAUGAUCCAAAUUAAGAUUUAAAAAGUUUUAUUAUGCGAAUCAUUGAAAUCCUUGUAAAUUAAAAAAAAAAUAUCUAAAAACAACUUUUGUUUAAAUUAAUGUAGAAAUGAAAUAAGGUUAAAAUUCUCAUCAUUCGUACCCGUUUUUAUUUUGUAACAAUGUCAAUCAACAAAUCCCCUGGUGUUUAAUAUCAUUUGCAUUUAAAAUAUUUCCUUAUUAGGUCUUAAAAAAUAUAUUAACAUAAUUAUAUAUGUAUGUAUAUCACAAAUUAAGGGUAACUUUAAACUCCUAUUAACUUGCAAAAAUAAAUUAAAAAAUCCAUUAUAUAUACCUAAAUGAUGAUUAAGUGUGAUUUAUUUAUUUUAUUGUAAAAAUAUUAUAAAAUAAAAUAAAAAGAAGAAUCCUAAUUAUUUCCAAGGAUAAUAAAAAAAAUACAUAAUAAAUUAAACAGAGAAAAUAACAAAAACAAAUAUUUAUAUGCCUACAUAGAUUAUAAUGUAAGUGUUAUUGAAACAAAACAAAAACAAAGUUUAACAAAAUUACAUAUUAUACAGAAAAAAAAAUGAACAGAAUUUAUAAAGAAUACAAAAAGAAAGAUAUGCAAAAUAAGAAAAGAAAUGAAAAAUAAAAAUUAUAAUGUUUCGGAGUUUUGUCUGGACACACCUCCUAUUUUCCUAUAAACUCAUAAUAAUUGCAAAUUAUUAUUAUUAUUAAUUAAAAUAUUAAUAUAUAUAUAUUAAAAUUAAAAAUUAUAUAAAUUAUGUCAUACAUAUUUAAUAUGUUAAAACAAAAAUAAAUUUAAUUACAAACAAAAAAAGAAAGAAAAUUUUUAAAGCAUGCAAGUGUAUUUGUUUUUGUCAAAUAUAAUAUUUCCGUGAUAAGUUUUUUUUUUGUUUGUAGUUUUUAUAAUUACUUUAAGUGAUAAUAAAAACGAAAAUAAAUACAUAUUUCAAUUUUAAAUGAGAUUCACACAAUUUAUCACCUAUUAGUCGUGUAUAAUAAAAUUAUGCUAUGAAUAAGAUAUCGUUUUAUUUUUUAUUUUUUCGUUGUUAAUUAAGUCCAUCAUCCUUAUUGUAGCUUCUGCAUUUUUUUUUUUGUUAGUUAUUUUUUUGUUGUUUAAGUAUGUUAAGAUUCUCUUUUAUAUUAAACAAUAAGAAACAAAAAAAAAAUAUACUAUAGUUUUUAAAUAAGUUAUCGAACGGAAAAAAAUAUGUGAUUUUUUUUAAAAGAAUAAAUUUGCAAGUAGAAAUUAA